AUGGGCAAGAUCGCCGACCUUGAGUCGCGUAUUGCCAAGCAGCGCCGGAUUAUUGAGGGAUUCCAGUCCCUAUGCCAUGCAACGCCGAAUCAGGACGUGAUCCGGCAGGCUGAAUCUAAUAUCCGCAGUGCGCAGCAUACGAUUUCGUUCCUGGAGGAGAGCCUCGCGCAGCUGCAGCGGCGUGGCUCGCUGUCCGAGACAGUGUCAGCUGGGCCAGAUGGUAUUUCUGUCCCCGUCUCCCGGAAGAGCACCGGGUCGAUCUCGGAGGCGUCGCUUGUCGCCGCACAGCCGAGUCCGAUACGUGCUGCUCACGCCGCACCGUCGUUCCCCAUCGACAGCAGCGCCGCGUAUCGCAACCAGGAGCUGAAUGGUGUACAAGACACCGCACGGAGGGUUUACACCGCGCUCGAUCUGCUGCGCUACGACACGCCGCUGACAAACGCCAAGGUACAGCGCAAGCUGGACCAGCUGCAGUACAAGCUGCAGCUAGAGCGACAGUACAAGCUGGGCUAUGAUAAAAUUGCGCAGCUGUACCAAGCGGAGGGUGACCGCCGGAUCCAGGACGACGCCAAGCACCAGCGCAUGGAGACAGCGAGCAAGAUGGUGCUGAUCCAACAGGCGCUUAGUCGAUACCAGCACCUGUACAUCCAGGAUGGGCAGGAGAUCGAGAAUCCAUACGUGAAUCGCCGGCCCCGCAAGCCGCAACCGGGCACUCUGCGCAUCGCCAUCGAGGCGGCACGCGACGUGGACCAUGCACCCAUGCCUAGUGGCCAGCGCCUCGCCCGCGAGUCGUACGUCGCUGUCAAGAUUGAAGAGCAGGAUCGCGUGCAUACUCACGCCUCGCGCAGCGAUACGUGGGGCGAGCGCUUCGAGCUGCCGAUGGAAGACACAAGCGAGGUCGAGCUGAUUCUCUUCGAUCGCGUCGGCACCACUGCGCCUGUGCCCGUCGGCCUCGUGUGGUUGCGCGUGAGCGAUAUUGCGGACCACCUGCGCAAGAUCAAGUUCGGCCAGGUCGGUGCCGACGGCGCAGGCCCCUCGCCUGCCAUGGAGGCACCCAACAUGCCGGAUACGGCCGCCCCUGGUACCAACGCAGCGGCGGACCAGGGCGUAGAAGGUUGGUUUACUGUCGAGCCAACCGGAGCGCUGUACUUGCGCCUGAACUAUGUCAAGCAGAACGGCCCUAAGCGCCCGGUCGAGCAGGGACUGGGACGCCAGGGCGCCGUGCGUAUGCGCCCGAAAGAGGUGUCCGAGGUCAACGGUCACCGUUUCGUUGCGCGUCAGUUCUACCAAAUGAUUCGCUGUGCUUUCUGUGGCGAACUACUGCUGAAUGCCUCGGGAGCACAGUGCGAAGAUUGUCUAUACACUUGCCACCGCAAGUGCGCGCAAAAGGUUGUCAUUCGCUGCGUCAGUCGCAGUGGCACAGGCGCUGAUAACGAUGACGUGAACCUCAAGCACCGCAUUCCCCACCGCUUUGAGCCGUUCUCGAACCUGGGUGCAAACUGGUGCUGCCACUGCGGUUCAAUGCUUUCGCUUGGUCGGCGCUCCAACCCGAGUGCGACGUGA
Molecule: messenger RNA, 1563 nt
Organism: Malassezia sympodialis ATCC 42132
Lineage: Eukaryota; Fungi; Basidiomycota; Malasseziomycetes; Malasseziales; Malasseziaceae
Gene: PKC1
Product: Protein kinase C-like protein
Exons: 2
Coding region: 1-1563 (520 amino acids)
Source: RefSeq, a predicted model, not a curated record